GUGUGAUUGUGUAAAGAAUUAACUUCGAUUUAUUUAAUUUUUUAAGAUUAGAAAUACUACAAAAGUAAUACAAGAUAUUAGAUAAAAGCUUUUAAAAGUCUAAGCUCGUAAAAUUUGGCAACAAUUUGGAAUUUCGAAUCACAAAAUGCAUUCAAAAUUCCUGAAGUUCCAAGCAUUAAUCUUUAUAUUAAUUAACAUUAUAUCGAUUGUUGCAACUCAAAAAUGCAAAUAUGCACUUAACGUUGUCGGAUCACCAGGUUACAGCUGUGAGAUAGUUCAAAACUCAAAUGAAACACAUCUCGUAGGCUUCAAUAAUGAAAAUGUUACAGAAAUCUUUUACAAAUUAAAAUCUAACCUUAAUUUUAAGAACGUCACUUUACCACUCUGCAAAAAGUAUAAAAAUCUUGAAAAAAUCAAACUUGGAAGUGCUAAUUUGAAAGUUGUUGAUGAAAAUUCAUUCAUUGACUGUAAAAGUUUAAAUGAAGUGUCUUUGUGGAAAAAUCAACUUGAAAAAAUUCCUGAAAAUUUGGUUAACAAAAAUAAAAAAUUGAUUUCUUUAAAACUGGAAAAGAACAAUUUAACGACUUUACCUGAAAAUCUUUUAUCAAAUCAAGAAUUUUUGAUAUUUUUGGAUUUAUCUGAAAACCGAAUUGACACAUUUCCACAGAAAACGUUUACUUCAUUGACUAGUCUUCAAGAAUUGAAGUUAGAAAAGAAUCAAAUUAGACAUCUAAGUCCAGUUUGGUUCCAAAAUAUGCACGAAUUGAAUAUUUUAUAUCUUCAAUUCAACAUAAUUCGCAACUUACCCCAAGGAAUAUUUACAAACCUUAAAAAAGUAGAAAAAAUUUACAUUCACCACAACAACAUUCGAGCUUUGCACCAAAGUAGCUUCAAAAAUUUGGAAAAAUUGCGAAUCUUGGACUUGGAAUUUAAUGAGAUUUUGGAUUUACCUGAUUUUGUUUUCACUCCUUUAAAAAGUUUGCAAUGGUUGUGGCUUAAUAAUAAUUUUAUCACAAUCAUUCGAGCAGAAGCUUUUGAAAAUGUUACAACAAUGAAGAAACUAGGUUUAGUAUCUAAUUCAGUUAUAGCUAUUGAUGAAAAGUUUCCAGCUUGUGAGGAUUUUGAUCUAUCUGGUAAUAUUUGCUGUCAAGAAAGAAUUUUACGAAAGUACAAUAUGACAGAUUUACUAAGUGUGUGCUAUGAAAAUUAUCGACAGCUUCACAUUACAAAAGCCAAAAAACCACAAAAUGACACUCAAGUGAAGCAAGAUGAAUACUUUAAAAAUCAGACUCAAAUUUCAACGCCAGAUUAUGAUUCAAAGACUCAAGCACCUCUAACUCAUUAUACACCAACUGAACAGCCUAAUACUAAUGAUCCGCAGACCAAAGCACCUCAAAUUGACUAUACUCAGACCCAAAAGUCGGGUAUUCAUGAUCCACAGACCAAAGCCCCUCAAAUUGAUUAUACACAUUCCCAAAAGUCUGGUAUUUAUAAUCCACAGGCCCAAGGGCGUCAAACUCAAGAACAGACUGAAACUAUUGAUUUACAGACUGUUAAUCCCCACAUUAAUAACCCAGAAUCUCAAUAUUCGCAAAGUGCUCAUCAACAGCCAAAACAUCAAGAUAACCAAAUUUAUUACCCAGUCGAACAAACUUCACAAGCUAUCGAUCCAUACGCACCAGAUCCUGAGUAUUUUCAUCGUCGAACAGGUUUUAAGCAUGAAAAUAAGAAUCGAGUUGUUCAGUACCGCAACAGAGUAGUUCAAGAUGGUCAGGGGCAAUAUCAGCAAGUACAAAGAAUGCAAACAACUUAUCAUCAAAAUCAAUUAAAAGAUAAUCCAGUAAAACCAGUCUGAGAGUCAAAGUGAACAAAACUGUCGCAGAAAUGAAAAAAUCUGUCACAGAUGUCAAUACCACCCUCCCUCCCCUUAUCACGCCCAAUUCAAUUCACAAAUAGUUAUAAUUUUCUGACUCAAUUCCCUCCCCUGUGACAAUGUUUCACAAAUUUUUCAAACCCCCCUCCCCUCUAAAUGCUGGACGUCAUAAGUGUACGACCCCUAAAUGGAUCCCAAAAUAAAUAUUAAUUGCUCAAUUUUUUGUAGCUUUAUAAACAAUUUAUUAAGAAAAAUGUUAUAAUUAAACUUCAAUUUCCAGUGCAAAACCAAGCAAUUCUUCCUUUCAAAACUUCCAUGUCGCCUUCAUUAUUUGCCGCCAUAUCAAUGCAAUUAUUUUUCUCAAAACUUACAAAUAGUAAAAAUUUCAAUGGCUUCAAUACAUUUGAGUCAAUCUUCUUCAAGUUAUUUCCAUAAAAUGUCAAUUUUUCGAGUUUAAGAUUUUGAUUGAAAAUUCCCUUUUCUAGUGCUUCAAUAUGAUUUAGUGGCAGCCACAACGUUUUCAAAUUUGUAUAAUGUUUGACAUCAUCAAAUGUCAAAUUUCUCAAUCCACAAUUGACAAUUUGAAUAGCCAUCAAUCCUGCGAAAAAUUCAUGUAAAUUUCUGGGAAAGUUUGUAAAAUUUUGAUUGUGAAUUGCCAGUCCAUGGAUGUCUUUUAAAUAAGUUUCAUUCUUAUUAUGCAAAACUCGUGAAAUUGUCACAUUGUUGUGAUUUAUAGCUGUUCCUUUACUGCUACAAGAGAAGUAUUCUGUUCCUUGAUGACUCAUGUUAUACAAGCUGCAGUAGAUUUCUUGUGGAAGGUGACAAUUCAUGUCGAUAACAUAUUUUACGUGGAGGAGGGUGUCGUGUGAUAUAAACUUUCCAUGAUGAACUGGUUAAAAAAGGAAGAAAAUAGAUUUUAAACUUUUCAUGAAUUUCCGAUUUUGGAAUGGAUCAAAACGAUGGCCA
Molecule: messenger RNA, 2839 nt
Organism: Chironomus riparius
Lineage: Eukaryota; Metazoa; Arthropoda; Insecta; Diptera; Chironomidae
Source: the annotation of a GenBank genome assembly